Messenger RNA from Zootoca vivipara (common lizard), 9524 nucleotides. NCBI's taxonomy places the organism in Eukaryota, Metazoa, Chordata, Lepidosauria, Squamata, Lacertidae. The record is from RefSeq and is a predicted model, not a curated record.
GGUCUGCUAUGCGAUGAAGAAUUAUCGGCUGCCAUCAGCCAAGGAUUUGCUGUUCACUGGUGGCGCAUGAGGGCAUGCUUUCGUUUAGUGAUUUUUAUUUUAUUUUAAAAAAUUAGUGUUCAUACAAUGCAAGUUCUGCCGCUUGAUCUACGGAGAAGGCAGUUAACACGUGUAAAUGAUAAAGCUGCAAGACGGAAUAAGAAUGGGGUCGCUGUAACAAACCAAUGAACCCGGGAAGGGAGCAAAACCCAGGCAGAAUUAGAAACAGCAACUGUCCCAAUUUUCUUGCAUAAAAUGAGUUUGUAGUACCUUUUUUUAGGUAUGUGUAUUUAGUUGACCUAUUGCCUUGUUAAUCAUUUGCACUGCAAAGUGCCAUGAAUGUAUUAUUAUUAAAUUAACUUUGUAUCCCACCCUUUGCCCGCAGGUCUCAGGGCAGUUCACAACAUAAAAUCACAAUAUAAAAACACAAAUACAUUAUGUUCUAAAAUAAACAAAGACUAAGGGCACUUCCACUGUCACUAUUUUGCCAGGAAAUUUGGGUUUGCGCAAUUAAAGCAGAUUCAAGCUCUGGCGCAGGUGUGGGAAAUCUUUGGCCCGCUGCAUGUUUUGCUGGACUACAACUCCCAUCACCCACAGCAAGCAUGGCCAAAAGCCAGGGAUGAUGGGAGUUGUAGUUCAGCAACAGCUGGCAGGCAGGCCAAAGGUUGCCUACUCUGUACAACUAAUAUUUAAACAAUCAUGGCUAUUUGUAGUUGGGAAAGUGACUUGGAAAUAGACUGAAAAGUGUGGGAUUAACAAAUGACACCCCACAAACAAAUCUGAAUGAGUGCUCAGUGAAGACCAGUCACCACAUAAACUUUAGGGUGAAUGCUGAAUAAAUUAUUAUGGCAUAAACUUUCACAGGCUGUAGUUCAGGUUCUCAGUUGCAUGAAGUGUAAUCCUGCAUUGCAGGUUGUUGUUGUUGUUUAGUCGUUUAGUCGUGUCCGACUCUUCAUGACCCCAUGGACCAGAGCAGGCCAGGCACUCCUGUCUUGCACUGCCUCCCGCAGUUUGGCCAAACUCAUGUUCGUAGCUUCGAGAACACUGUCCAACCAUCUCGUCCUCUGUCGUCCCCUUCUCCUAGUGCCCUCAAUCUUUCCCAACAUCAGGGUCUUUUCCAGGGAGUCUUCUCUUCUCAUGAGGUGGCCAAAGUAUUGGAGCCUCAGCUUCAGGAUCUGCCCUUCCAGUGAGCACUCAGGGCUGAUUUCCUUCAGAAUGGAUAGGUUUGAUCUUCUUGCAGUUCAUGGGACUCUCAAGAGUCUCCUGCAGCACCAUAAUUCAAAAGCAUCAAUUCUUCGGCGAUCAGCCUUCUUUAUGGUCCAGCUCUCACUUCCAUACAUCACUACUUGGGAAACCAUAGCUUUAACUAUACGGACCUUUGUAGGCAAGGUGAUGUCUCUGCUUUUUAAGAUGCUGUCUAGGUUUGUCAUUGCUUUUCUCCCAAGAAGCAGGCGUCUUUUAAUUUCGUGACUGCUGUCACCAUCUGCGGUGAUCAAGGAGCCCAAGAAAGUAAAAUCGCUCACUGCCUCCCUUUCUUCCCCUUCUGGUCACCCCUCUGGAAACUGUCAAAUACCUAGAAGGUCUCAGGAAAAGAACCCCCUUCACCAGGCAUCUAAAGGCCAAGGCACCACAAAGAGCCCAUCCCUGCUACUCAGAUGCGAGAGGCCUCCGAGACCAAAGGUGCGCUUUGCAAGAGAGCAGGGCCUCGCCACCUGAGCCCUCUGCUGGAAUAUCAUGCAGGAGAAUUAUGAGACGCUAAUCUCUCUGGGUAAGGAUUCCAGCGGUGCCAGUGAGGCAAUUGUGGACCCUGGAACAUGAGGACCUUCUCCUUUUAGACAGCCACGUGCAUUACCUUCCACAAUUGACAUUUUCCUCAUUCUGUCGCCGCCAUUCCAUUCUUUACAAGUCCUUCUACAUUCCUGUCGUGUCAGAGCGAAAAGCAGAAGAGAUGGCCAUCAGCCUUCCCCGGAUCACUGCGCUGGCCGACUCACAUCGCAGAGGACUGGCGUCAGCUGGAUUUCCACUUUCCAAACCUGACCUGCUCUCCUGGAUGGACCGAGGGGAAGACCCCUGGAUUCCAGAUUUUCAGGAGCCGGAGGGAAGGGAGGUGCCAAGUGAGUCUAGCCCAGGUGACGAGCGGAGAAGGAAGAAUGAGGAUACCCAUCAUCAGCAAGAGGCUUUGAGCAAGACAGACCUCCAGGCAGAGAGCACCCUGGACAGGAGUCCAGUAGAAGGAGAGAGCCAGCCAGAAGGGAGACCGAGGCACACAGAAGCAGCAGAAGGAAAGGCAGAGAAGGAAAGGCAGGCAGCGAGCGCUUCCAAACUCCUGUUGCCCUCUGGGAUGCCACAAGGGACCAAGAGGGCCCACCACUGCCCCGAGUGCGGCAAAAGCUUCAGCCAGAAGUCCAACCUCCUCAGGCACCAGAGGCUUCACUUGGACGAAAGGCCCCACAAGUGCGACGGGUGCGAGAAGAGCUUCUCCGAGGCCGAGGCCCUGGCCAAGCACCAAAAGUGCCACGUGGGCGACAAGCCGUACAAGUGCGAGGACUGUGGGAAGAGCUUCAGCUGGACCUCUCACCUGGAGCGGCACCGGAGGGUCCACACCGGGGAGAAGCCCUACGCCUGCAAGGAGUGCGGGAAGGCCUUCAGCGUCGGGUCGCACCUGGAGAGGCACCGGAGGAUCCACACGGGGGAGAAGCCAUACCAGUGCAAAGACUGUGGGAAGAGCUUCACCGUCAGCUCCACCCUGGUGCAGCACCAGAGGACCCACGCAAACGACAAGCCCUACCAGUGCGCGGACUGUGGGAAGGGCUUCAACCUCAGCGCAAACCUGGCCGCUCACCAGAGGAAGCACCUGGGCCAGAAGCCGUACGAGUGCCCUGAAUGCGGGAAGAGCUUCAGCUUCACGUCCCACCUCGAGAGGCACCAGAGGAUCCACACGGGAGAGAGGCCCUACCAGUGCACCGACUGCGGGAAGAGCUUCAGCCGCAGCUCCCACCUCUACAGGCACCAGCGGAUCCACACGGGUGAGAAGCCGCGCCAGUGCGUGGACUGCGGCAAGAGCUUCUACCUCAGCGCGGCCGCCCUCCAUCACUUCGGGACGUCCCCGGCAGGGGGCAGGGAUCCCACCAAAUGCGCCGAAUGCAGCCGCAAACAGGCCGCCCCCAACCCACCCUCGCCACCGCCUCCUCCCUCGCCGCCGGUUUGCAGGGAGAAGCCCCACAAGUGCGCGGACUGCGGGAAAGGCUUCGGCCAGAGUUCGUCACUGGUGAAGCACCAGAGGAUCCACACGGGAGAGAGGCCUUACCAGUGCCCGGAGUGCGGGAAAAAGUUCAGCUGGUGCUCGGCCCUCAUCAAGCACAAGAGGAUCCACACGGGCGAGAAGCCGUACCGGUGCGAAGAGUGCGGGAAGGCUUUCAGCGUCAGCUCACACCUUGAGAGGCACCAGCGUGUGCACUCGCCAGACAGGCCCCACAAGUGCACCGAGUGCGGGAAGACCUAUGGGGAGCUGGCGUCUCUGGUCAAGCACCAGAAAUCCCAUGCGGCCGAAAGCAAGCGUUACGGGUGCGCCGACUGCGGGAAGAGUUUCAGCUGGAGCUCGCACUUGGAGAGGCACCGGAGGAUCCACACGGGGGAGAAGCCUUACGCCUGCGGGGACUGCGGGAAGAGCUUCAGCGUCAGCUCCCACCUGGACCGGCACCGGAGGAUCCACACGGGGGAGAAGCCCUACCGCUGCAACGAGUGCGGGAAAAGCUUCAGCGUCAGCUCCACCCUCCUGCAGCACCAGAGGACCCACUCGAGCGGGAAGCCCCACAAGUGCAAGGAGUGCGGGAAGCGCUUUGUGGCCGGCGCCCAGCUGCUGACGCACCAGCGGACCCACCGGGGCGAGAAGCCGUACGAGUGCACCGCCUGCGGCAAGAGCUUUGGCUUCGUCUCCCACCUGGAGAGGCACCGGAGGGUCCACACGGGCGAGAAGCCAUACCAGUGCCCCGUGUGCGGGAAAUGCUUCAGCCGCAGCUCCCACCGCAACCGCCACCAGCGCACGCACACGGCCAACCGGCCCCCCAAGGGAGGGGCGCGGGGAGGGGCCGAGGGUGGGAAAGGGGGCUCCAAGCGCUACAAGGAGCCGGCCCCGAGUGUUCCCGAGCCCGCUCUCUCUAUCAUGCCGCCCUGGUGGGGUGAGGGAGACAGGAACAGCAACCCGCCAGCUGCUCCCACAUGGCCCGAGGUCUCAACUCCCUUCCAAAGCCCCAUCCCUAAUGCCGCCCAUCCUGGGGGUCUGCAGGGAUGGGGCAUGAAGGGGUUCCUGCCCCCAGAUACAUGGAGACUGGGGGAAAGCAGCUCAGGCUGGGCGUCCACCCUUGCCCAAGAUGGUUGGCCGCAACUUCCCCCCACCUCCUAACUGGGUGAUGAACCUCAACUUCCAGAUCUGUUUUUGCUUGAGGGUUAGGCAGGAGAGGAAGUAUUUGCCUUUUCUCCACCACCGCUCCUCAGCUGAUGUUGAAAAAGCACAAGGUAACAGCUCUGCUGGGACGGUACCAUUUCAGAAUGGGUGUUUUAUGGGCGUGGAGGAAAGACUAUCUGAGCACUUCUUCACAUUAAAGAACAAAACAAAACUCCUGCAUGUAGACAGCUAGUGUUUUAGAAGAGGAGGAGGAAUCCCAAGGAGGAAGCCGUGGGGAAGCUGCUUGUGGGCCUCCCCCAUACAGGCCUCUUCUUAUGGUGUUUCCAUGUUCUGAGAGGGCCGGAUUCAACCAAGUGGGAGCCAGCGCAAGCAGAGCCUGCUGGAUCAGGCCUGCAGCUCAUCUUGUCCAGCAUCCUGUUCUCACAGUGGCCAACCAAAUGAAGGAAUCCGGCUAGGGCAACCAGGGCUUUGUCCCCAAACGACUUCCCAAAGCAGCUGGCAGGUGGGGUGGGGGUGUCAGGAGAGCCCCCAGAACAGCACACGGCUGGGGAGGGGGGAAGGAAAGUGGAGUUGGUUCCACCUGGCAAGCAGAAACGCUUGCGCUGACAGAACGAUUGUGACAGCACGACGCUGAAUGACACACAGAGUUUCUUCAAUGCAGGGGGUGUUGAAAGGUGCAGCAAAUCAUGUGUCCAGAGCCAGACCAAGACAUUUCGCUGCCUGAGGCAGAGGAGAAGAGGAUGGCGCCAUCUCAACCGGGAGCUGAGUGUUACUUGAGAGCAGCAGGGUGCAUACAGGUCUUCCCCCGGCAGGCGGUUACACAGCUAGGGAACUUGGAAGAAACAGCAGUGCCUCCCCACCCACUUUCAGCAUCUACCUCCUUACAUAAUCACCUCACUUUGCCCAACGGUAGGACCGGCAUCUCUUCAUGAUGAGGCGAUACAAUCCCUGGUGGAAUGUAUACCGUGUUCUCCCCCCCCCCCCCAUGAGCAGCUGAACUGGCUCACAAUGCCAGUUGUUGGGAAUGGGCUUAGAUGUUUGCAAUGAGCAGAGCAGAGGAGGAAUGCAUAUUCCCACCCAGGCAUACCUCUGUUCUUGCGGGCAUCAUGGAAAUGGUGUUUUAUGUACCUUAUUAGAGGUACAUAGAAUCAUAGAAUUGUAUAGUUGGAAGGGACCCCCGGAUCAUCUAGUCCAACCCCCUGCAAUGCAGGAAUCUCAGCUGAAGCCUCCAUAACAGAUGGCCAUCCAAUCUCUGCUUAAAAACCUCCAAGGAAGGAGAGUCCACCACCUCUCAUGGGAGUCUGUUCCACAGCUGAACCGUGCUAACCGUCAGAAAGUUCUUCCUGAUGUUUAAUCUGGGCCCCCUUUCUUGUAACUUGAAGCCAUUGGUUCAGGUCCUAGCCUCCAGAGCAGAAGAAAGAAAGCUUGCUCCAUGUGACAAGCCCUUGAGAUAUUUGAAGAUGGCUAUCAUAUCUCCUCUCAGUCUCCCCUUUUCCAGACUAAACGUACCCAGCUCCUUCAAGCACUUCUCUUAAGGCUUAGUUUCCAGACUCUUGAUCAUCUUGGUUGCCCUCCUCUGCAAAUGUUCCAGCUUGUUAACAUUUUAAUUUGUUAACGCCCUUAAUUUGUGGCGCCCAGAACUGGACCCAGUAUUCCAGGUGUAGUCUGAUCAAGGCAGAAUAGAGUGGUACUAUUGCUUCCCUUGACCUGGACACUAGACUUCUGCUGAUGCAUAGGAGAUACCAGGUGCAUUUUAUGGUAUCCAGGGCAAGUACUGGGUGAUGGGCCAGUCUGGCCAAGUUCUGCAGAAGCAAUGGGUGCUGCUUGAGAGUAAGAAAGAAGCAUGGGAUUGAGUCUAAAAAUGGGGCCCAGCGGUGGCAGUGGUCCUCUGGUGCAAGUCGCCUCUCAUGUGAGCAUGCAGCCCGAAAAGAUCCAUGUCUUGAUGUUCUUCUGUAGCAUGUUGGAGGGUAUGGAAAAGAUGAGAUAGCGUGACCUUUUCAAAGGCCGCAGGGGGAAAGGUCCAGGACAGAGUUGACCCUGAAUCCCAAAUUCCCACAUCCACGCACAACCUUGAAUCGCCAGAUCCCCACUGUGAGGCUCUUAAUCCCAGGGUUAUAAGUUUGAGCCCUACGUCGGGUGAAAGAUUCCCGCUUUGCAGGGGGCUGGCCCCUUUCAACUCUACAAUUCCAUGAUUCUAUAUAAUCAGCAUUGGGGGCGCUUCCUUAGUGGGAAACCAGCCUUGUCCGUUGAUGCUCCUCGAUUGAUCUAAACCUCCUUCUGCCAUCAGUUCCUAACAGUAAAGUCUGCCAGGACCCAGCUGAGAAGUCCAGAUUUAUAAUAUAGAAUAUAUAUCCUAAAGGACUGUCUUUCUCCAUAACCGGUUCAUUCCACAAAUCAGGUCUUUUCUUGGCCCAGCAUUCAGAGGAUGGGGUUUGAGCAAAUUCCCUAGUCUCUUAGGGAAGAGGCUGUUUCCUCUCUCCCACGCCUCAUUCUGAGAAGUGUAUAUUCUCCCGCCUUGGGCACUUCGUUACAGUGGUACCCAGGGUUAAGAAUGUAAUUAGUUCCGGAGGUCCGUUCUUAACCCGAAACCGUUCUUAACCUGAGAUGCGCUUUCACUAAUGGGACCUCCUGCUGAUGUCGCGCCACUGGCGCACAAUUUCCAUUCUCAUCCUGGGGCAGAGUUUGCAACCCGAGGUACUACUUCCGGGUUAGCGGAGUUUGUAACCCGAAGUGUUUGUAACCCAAAAUAUUUGUAACCCAAGGUACCACUGUAUAUCCUAGCUGAUCACAGGAUUGCUGCUGACCUGCAAAAGACUGACCAGCUCCUUUGCCUUUAAUAACAGCCCUAGAGGAAGAAAUCAGCAGGUGUUGCAAAUUGUCACAGCAUGGGACAUCGAGCCCCUGCUUAAAGGGGCAGCUAUAGAGCUUGUUUGGAAAGACGGGACUCCCCUAUGAGGUAAGAGACAGGCCUGAAACCUGUGAUUGUGAUAAAGGCAGGCCCUGACCAUGUGCAAAAAGCCAGGUCCUUAGUGCUGAGCAGCCGCUGCUCAUUGCCCAUGUGACACCUGGACUUUUUAAUAGAGCUAAAUAAAAGAGGUAAAGGACCCCUGGACGGUUAGGCCCAGUCAAAGGCGACUGUGGGGUGUGGCUCUUAUUUUGCUUUCAGGCUGAGGGAGCCGGCGUUUGUCCACAGACAGCUUUCCGGGUCAUGUGGCCAGCAUGACUAAACCGCUUCAUGGGACACCGUGACAGAAGCCGGAGUGCACGGAAAUGUCAUUUACCUUCCCGCCACAGCUGUACCUAUUUAUCUACUUGCACUGGUGUGCUUUCGAACUGCUAGGUUGGCAGGAGCUGCGACAGAGCAACGGGAACUCACUCCGUUGCACAUAUUCGAACUGCUGAUAGCUAAAUAAAGAGAUGCUCAGAGCCGUGAAUUGGAUUGCAAUUUCAUUGCAAGGAGUUGGACUAGAUCAGGCAUCCCCAAACUGCGGCCCUCCAGAUGUUUUGGCCUACAACUCCCAUGAUCCCUAGCUAACAGGACCAGUGGUCGGGGAAGAUGGGAAUUGUAGUCCAAAACAUCUGGAGGGCCAAAGUUUGGGGGUGCCUGGACUUGAUGGUCCUCAGGGCCCCUUCCAACUCUACAAUUCUAUGAUUAUCAACCAGAGGCCGUCGGGAUGGGGAAUGGCAACUGUAGAGGACUUACCACAGGCACACCCCUGAACAUGUAGUUUCAGACACAUAACCAUGAGCACUAGAAACUUCUUGAAAGUAAAUAACUCGGGAUCCAAGAGGUUUGGGCUUAAAUCUCAGCUUAGUUACAAACUCACUGGAUAGCCUUGGGCCAGUUACAAUCUUUUAGACUCACUUCCCCAUCUGUAAAAUGGAAAUCAGGGUGACUUGCCUCACAGAGUUAAGAAAAAAAAAUCCUGGGCAGGACUAUCCUCCCUGCCUUUCAUCCACUUCUUCCAGUUUUCCCUCUUCUGCCCAAUUUAGGAAAUGAUGCUGGAGCAAUGACAAGGAGACUCUAACCCUGCGCCUAAGACCUACUACGCCUGAAUGAUGUCAGCAAAGAAAUCUUAUGGCAACAGUUGUUGUUUUUUGGGGUGGUGGAGGGGCUAAUGAAAGCCCCAACCAGUUGUGGUUCUGCAUCCUUUGCUCUGUACCCACCCUUCCUUCUUCUUAUUUUCUAUUUUUAAAUUAUUGUGGGGAAAUCACAAUGUAACAGUUGUCUGAAAUGAACUCACUCUAUUUGGAAUUCAGCACUACAGAAUUUUUUUAAAUCACUAUUACAAUUAUUAUACUAUAUGCUGCUAUUAUUAUUAUUAUUAUUAUUAUUAUUAUUAUUAUUAUUAUAUGAUAUAUAGGUGAACCUCAAUAAAGGAAGACAACAUCAUCCUUGAAACUCUGAAUACCCUCCUGCUUUUGUUUGGCCAGGCUUCUAACAGCUUGGUAACAGGUGGAAAUAAGGGAGAUGGAAGGUUUUUCCUGCCACUGCUUCCCCAUAUCAUGGGAAACUUCCCCUGUUGAACUUCUGUUGGUUAACUCUUAAAGGCACAGAGACCUCCUGGAUGGCAAACUAGCCUGGUUUUCAACCAGAUGUGUUCCUUUGCGAGGGGAGGAGUGCCUAUAGUUGGGGGUGCGAGAGAUCUAGAAGGGAAAACAUUGUGAAAGGGAGUUCCCCCGCCCCAGUGGUCCCGAUCCACCCCCCCCCCGACACUGCUUUUAAAAUAAAUUAACAGUGCAAUCCCUCUAUGCACCUGCAAUCCUACGCCUCUCUCAGUUGAGAGAAUCUGAGGUGGUUCAAUGGAAGCAGGACAUGAGUCCGUUAGUUCUUCAGGUAUUAAGACUGUAUCUUAUUGCUUUAAGCUUGGCAGCGACCCUCCGUACUUGGGUUGUAAUAUUGCUGAGUACGAGUAGCUGACAGAUACCAUGCUUGAGGCAGCGGAGGCUUCUAGUGGUUGUGUGAAACAGAUGACAAAAUUGCAUGUAUGUUGUGUUGAUUGAAAUUUUGAAUUCUACCACCUUGUAGUCGUGUUCUCUGAAUUUAUUUAUUUUAUAUUAUGGCUAUGGGUGUGGGUGU